AUGCCUUCCACGUCCAACACCAACACGUCGCCUGCCACGCCCGCAACAGCUCAUCCUGACAUCCCGCCCUUCCCUUCUCCCUCGACCUUCUCGAUCCUCCCGGACAUCUGGCUCCUCCUUGCGCGGCUGAAUAUCCUGCACCACCCACCGCAGCAACUCCAGCAGCAGCAACAGCAACAACAACAGCAGCAGACAACACAAGCCCAGACAAACGGCCACCACCAAACUCCCCAACAACAACAAACACAACAUCCGCCGCCAUCGUCGUCGCAUGGCCACCCGACGUCUCAAACCGCGCCAUCGAGCACACCCUCGCAGCAAAGUCAAACACUACCAACACAGCCACAUUCACAUUCACAUUCACAGCAAUCGCAAUCGCAACCACCUCUCCCCAGCGCCGGCUCAGCCACAGGCCCAGCCGCAACGGCACCCAUAUUCCACGGCGCGCCGCUGCUGGACCUCAAAGACCUCCCCGCGCAGAUCUACCCGCUGAAGCAGCGUCUCGCAAAAGCCCGCGCGGCCGUGACCGGGCUGCCGGACGUGGCCCGGACGGUGGAGGAGCAGGAGGCUGAGAUCCACAGGCUGGAGCGCAUGGUUAAAGGUCUCAGGGGCCGGUUGGGACUCUUGGGCGAGAUGGCCAUCUCUGGUUCUGGUUCUGGUCUUGACGUCGUGGGGAUGGCGGCGGCGAGGAGCGAGGAAGGGGUGCGGGAUGUAGAGAUGAAAGAUGAGCCUCAGCCCGGACACGAGGAUGAUACGAGGGUGGACGCGAAGGAGGAGCAAGGCGUGGUGACAGAAAGAGGAGGAACAGAACGAAAAGAAGAAUGGGGGGAGGGGUGA
This is a messenger RNA of Fonsecaea erecta, 837 nucleotides long. RefSeq lists its product as hypothetical. NCBI's taxonomy places the organism in Eukaryota, Fungi, Ascomycota, Eurotiomycetes, Chaetothyriales, Herpotrichiellaceae. The record is from RefSeq and is a predicted model, not a curated record. The transcript has a single exon. Gene Ontology annotation, cellular component: mediator complex. Bases 1 to 837 code for a protein of 278 amino acids. Gene Ontology annotation, molecular function: transcription coregulator activity. Gene Ontology annotation, biological process: regulation of transcription by RNA polymerase II.